Dunckerocampus dactyliophorus (ringed pipefish) is the source of this 2415-nucleotide messenger RNA. RefSeq names its product premelanosome protein b (gene pmelb). The coding region runs from base 405 to 2234 and encodes 609 amino acids. Gene Ontology annotation, biological process: melanosome organization. Gene Ontology annotation, cellular component: melanosome. The transcript has 14 exons. The record is from RefSeq and is a predicted model, not a curated record. NCBI's taxonomy places the organism in Eukaryota, Metazoa, Chordata, Actinopteri, Syngnathiformes, Syngnathidae.
UCCUUCCUCUUGUUGGUGAGGCUGAUGAAGUUCCUGCUUUGGGGGAGACUCGCCAUGGCCGCGUCCCAGUCGUGGAGGCACAGCGCCGUUCUGGGCGAUCGGGUCAUCAGGAUGCCACAGGAGGACAAAUGUCUGCCGGGGAACAAGCAGAGACGCCGUUGGAAAGGACGACUAUGUUCCGGCCGACGGGGUGACAACAACACAACACAAAAGGCAGGUGUACCUAAUGAAGUGGCCGCCGAGGAGACGACCUCAAUCUUUGCGCACAUGUGAUCCCCGCUUAUGUGCACUUUCUCAAUAAGUCUUCUUGCGCGUGGGUCAAACACGAGUGAGUUCAUAAAGGCACGCUCCCGCAGCCGUCUGCUCACUAAAGGGAUUUUAGUGGAAGAGGAGGCAGCCUGACGAUGAAGACGUCUGCUGUGCUGAUGCUGCUGGUGGCCGUCACACACACGCUGGCCAAGCCCAAAAAUGGCGGCUUCACUCGUUACCCAUCCUGGAACACCAAGCUUUACCCAAUCUGGAAGGAUGGAGACCCCCGCUUCACAGACUCCUGGAAAGGCGGGAAAGUAACAUUCAACGUCGCGAACGACUCACCGACUCUGACCGGAGCCAAAGUGACUUUCACCAUCGACUUGGAGUUCCCCCACAACCAAAAAGUACAAGAUGAUGGAGAUGUGGUCUGGGCGGAAGACUGCGUCGUCAACGGGACAAAGCAUCUCAAGUCAGAGUCGGUCUUCCCAACUCACAAGAGCGACUGGGAGGCGGUCUUCCCUGAUGGCACGCCCUUCAAGAAGGACAAGAAGCCCAACUACGUGUUUGUGUGGAAGACCUGGGGUCAGUACUGGCAAGUGGCCGACGGUCCCUCGUCCUCCCUGACCAUCGACACGGACGCCGUCCCACUGGGCUCCUACACCAUGGACAUUGUCAUCUACCACUACAGGAGCAAGGAGAAGUUCAUCCCUCUGGGGUAUGCCUCCACUCAGUUCUCCAUCACUGAUCAAAUCCCAUUUGCCGUGACCCUGGACCAGGUCAACGACGUCCUGGCAGGAGACCUGAGCUUCGUGCUGAACAGAGCCAUCGCCUUCAGCGUCACGCUGCACGACCCCAGCCUGUACCUUAGCGACGCCGACAUCACCUUCAACUGGGACUUUGGGGACAGCAGCGGGGCGCUCAUCUCCAGGGAAACGACUGUCACUCACACGUACGUGAGCUCCGGCGCCUUCAAGCCCCACGUGGUGGUCCAGGCCGUCAUCCCAGACAAGGCUUGCAAGCCUUCGGUGGAUACCACCACCCAGGCCCCCGCACCGCCCAGACAUCAGGACACCUCGGUGGUUGCAACUGCUUUGAAGACCAACGCUCUUCCGUCGGACACCGAGGAGGACAACAGCGAGGACGAGACCUCCACGGCUCAGCCCGCCCAGGAAGGGCCCUCACAGUCCCCCUCAGAGACCCCCUCACCUAUCAACUACAAGGGGCCCGCCAACUCCGCCUCCAACUCGCUGAUGGAGGAGACGAGCAGCGACGUGGCGAUGGAAGCAUUAAAGCGUCCCGUGAUACGGGCGGGCCAAGCUGCCGUGGUCCUCGUCGCCAAAAGGGAAGCAAAGGACAAACCUACAGAGGACGACUGCGUGAUUUAUCGCUACGGCUCCUUUUCUGCUGACAUUAAAGUGGUUGAGGCCAUCCAGAAAGUGGAGAUCCUGCAGAUGGACAACAGCGCCACGGCGACACCGGGAAUGAACAACAACGCUAUUGAUCUCACUGUUACCUGCCAGGGAAGCUUCCCCAAGGAGGUGUGCAGCGUGAUCCUGGAUGCAGAGUGCCUGAGGCCCAUCCACACCACCUGCAACAUGGUGGAGCCUUCCAAAGUGUGCCAGAUGGUGCUGCACCACUUCUUCAACAGCUCGGGCGUCUACUGCAUCAACGUGUCCAUGGCCAACGACGUCAGUCUGGCUGUCGGCAGCGCCAAAGUCAGAGUGGACAUGGGCUCUGAGGUGUCCUCCUCCAGCAUCAUCGUCACCGUGCUGGCCGUCAUGGUCCUCCUUCUGUCUCUAGGAAUUGUGGCCUUUACUUACAGGCGCCUGAAGUCCUACCAGCGUCUGAAGGACGCCAGGGCGGUCGCAGACCCUCAGGAGGUCUGCCGCCACGCCGGCUCCGCUUCGUCGUCUUUGUGGACGCUCCUCAACAGGCAAGGAGUGCUGGACCAGCGCCCCCUGCUGCAGGACAGACUGGUGUGAACCACUUUGACCAGGCUUUUCAUUUUAUACUUGUUUUUUUUAAAGGAUCCUUUUUUUAAAACAUGAAACAUCACGUAGAUUUAAACAUUUGUAUGAAUUACGCCUGAUUUUUUUUCUACUGAAAUUUUUGUUAGUGAAAGCAUUCAAUCAGUGUUUUUUCCAUUAAACUUUGCUUGGAGCA